CCUAAUUGACCCACUGAAGAAUCUGGGCUCAUUUUUAAAUCAACCUGUUUAUAGCUUGACGGGCCGACACAAAACCAAUCGCCAUUACCCAAACCCAAAUUCAUCUGCCAACAAUUUCGAAGCUCGCUAGAGUGGGAAGCAGAAAGGGGAAAGAGGGGAGAGAAAGAUUCAAUCGAAGAAGAUGCCGGUGAUGGAAAAGCUGAAAAUGUUCGUAGUUCAAGAGCCUGUUGUCGCCGCUUCUUGCCUAAUCGCUGGUGUUGGACUCUUCCUUCCAGCCGUGGUAAGGCCUAUACUGGACUCUUUUGAAUCAUCCAAGCAAGUGCCUCAGCCUGCUUUAAGUGAUGUUGUUGCUGGUAUGACUGGUAAAAAACAGGGAUAAUUUCACCAGUCUUUCUACUACUCUUUUUUCUCAUUCCAUUUUGAUUGGAGCCGGUAAUAAUUUCUUCAAGUUCAGUUGACCUUCUGUUGACGAAUGCUAUGUUUAACACUAUGCAAAAAAAAAAAACAAAAUAUCAAUUUUAUGCUACUUCCGAUUGAUGCAAAUAACUUUUCACUUUUGUGUUUUAAUCUAGACCAUAAGUGUCCCUUUACUUUUCUCUGCUGUUUUCUUUCAUUUGAAUGAGUUUGGAACUUCGUUUUAAAGACUUGAAAGAAAUGACAAGCCUAUGUCGUUAGUUAUGAAUUUAUGUAAGUUAGGAUUGUUGUUGAA
Molecule: messenger RNA, 709 nt
Organism: Olea europaea var. sylvestris
Lineage: Eukaryota; Viridiplantae; Streptophyta; Magnoliopsida; Lamiales; Oleaceae
Exons: 3
Coding region: 182-379 (65 amino acids)
Source: RefSeq, a predicted model, not a curated record